Molecule: messenger RNA, 810 nt
Organism: Acanthosepion pharaonis
Lineage: Eukaryota; Metazoa; Mollusca; Cephalopoda; Sepiida; Sepiidae
Source: the annotation of a GenBank genome assembly
AUGAAACUCUCAAACCUGAGAUCAAAAGCUGGGCUCGAUCCCGAGUUAAAUUUCGGCACAGCCUUGCAGUUUAAUCUAUACACAAACACGCAGUAUGUAUGUAUGUAUGUUUCCUUCCUUCUUUCUUUCUUUCUUUCUUUCUUUCUAUUCCAUUCUACUGAUAUCUAUCUAUCUGUUCAAAUAUAUCAGAAUUUAUUCACAUCUCUCUCACUCUCUUCAUGUGUAUAUCUGCUCAUAUCUAUCUAUCUAUCUAUCUAUCUAUCUAUCUAUCUAUCUAUUAUUUCACUAACUGCGCUUGCUAUAUCUGUUUCUUUCUUUCUUUCUUUCUUUCUUUCUUUCUUUCUUUCUUUCUUUCUUUCUUUCUUUCAACCUGUUCAGAUUGAUCUAAAUCUGUUCUUAUCUCUCUAUCUCAGAAACUUAAUAUCUAUAUCUGCUCAUAUCUAUCUAUCUAUCUAUCUAUCUAUCUAUCUAUCUAUCUAUCUAUCUAUCUAUCUAUCUGAUUCUGUUCAUAUCUACCUACUAAUUCCGUCUGUUAAUAUAUCUCUCAGUCUAUUUCUAUCUAUCUAUCUAUCUAUCUAUCUAUCUAUCUAUCUAUCUAUCUAUCUAUCUGAUUCUGUUCAUAUCUACCUAUCUAUUUCUAUCUAUCUAUCUAUCUAUCUAUCUAUCUAUCUAUCUAUCUAUCAACCUGUUCAGAUUCAUCUAAAUCUGUUCUUAUCUCUCUAUCUCAGACCCUUAAUAUCUAUAUCUGCUCAUAUCUAUCUAUCUAUCUAUCUAUCUAUCUAUCUAUCUAUCUAUCUGUUGCGGUCUUAG